UUUCUCUUUCAAAAAAAUAUCGAUCCUCUUUCAGCUCUUUCAAUCGAGUGUGGUGAGCCUUUCGAGAGAGCGAGGGGUUUCCACUCGUUUGCUGUAGUUCUCCAGAAAUAAGCUGUUGAUAUCUGGUGCAUUCGCACGACAUAAGAGAGCCUUGAAUCAGGAACAACGAUGAGCGCUGCGGAAGGAGAGGAUCAAGUGGCGGAAAGUCCCAAUGUGGAUUUCACACCCGUAGUCCGCUUGCCGGAGGUCGAGGUGAAAACUCUGGAGGAGGAUGAAGAGGAACUAUUCAAAAUCCGAGCACGGUUGUUCCGCUAUGCCGUGGAGUGCGACCCACCGGAGUGGAAGGAAAGAGGAACGGGUGAUGUCCGGCUUCUGAAGAAGGAAGGCCGUCUCGUUCGUCUUGUCAUGCGAAGAGACAAGACGCUCAAGAUCUGCGCCAACCACUACGUCACAGCAAAGAUGGAGCUUCGGCCAAACAGAGGAUCAGACCGGGCAUGGCUCUACACCACCAUGUGUGACUUUGCCGAUGAGGAGAGCAAGUCUGAGACGCUGGCCAUUCGAUUUGCGAACAGCACCAAUGCCAAUGCGUUCAAGACUGCGUUUGAGUCAGCGCAAGAGAUUGCCCGUCAGGUUGACCCGAAUGGUGAGGACGAUGGCGAGGUAGGAAACGAUAGCGAGCAUACUGACGACGAGAAGGACGAGAGCAAUGUCUCGGAGAAGACCGAAGAGGUAGCAGCGAGUAAGGAAGCAGAAUCUGCUGCGGCGACCGCAACGUCCGAAGAGAAGGCAGAAGAAUGCCAAAAGUCUGCUGAAGCCACCGAGGAAGUCACCGAGAAGCUAAAGGAGAUGGCAGUUGCUGACGGAGAAGGAAAGACUGAAUCCGAGAGCCAGGAGGGAUCGUAAACUGAUCUUGGAGACCUGUUGUUGGCUUGCUCUUUUCUCUUCGUUAUUGUCCUGUUCGUUGUUGUCGUGGUUACUCGAUGAGAAGCGUGUAUGUAGGCGAAUGAUAAUGUGUCCGACUAACAGUGAUGGAACCUCUCUAAUCCGUCUCUAGUCAGAGGAGCAGUGAUAAAGCCGGGUUUGCACCUGCCUUGUCCCACUAGUGUCGGCAUCACGGCCUCCCUGAUCCUGCCAGCGUCCGUGUUGGCGUCGAUGCGACUUGGCUACGACUGGCUUCGUGUUCUGGCUGGAACAGCAGGCUGAUAUGUGCGCGGCUCAUUCAUGUCCUCUCAACCUAGUAGCUUACAGCUCAUGUUAGUUGGUGUGAUGGCGGUGGCGGCGGCAGCAGCGUGUUUUGGCUGUAUUCCAUUGUCGUCCAUUGCUAGUUUUCCUGCCGUGCGUGUGCAGCUGUGCGUCGUGUUAAGCCACCAGUUAUACGCAUUGUUCAGAUGCAUACCUUCAGAAUCACUGCACCGCACCACACCGCACUGUAUUGCCAGAGCUUGUUUUUGCAGCUCUGUACUUUUGUCACUUUUCGUACCAACAGUAACCUGGCGUCCUGCAUUUUUCUGUUAGCAGGGUGGUUCUUUCUCUAACACACCAACCAUUCUGCUCUCUCUAUCUAUCUCUCUCUCUUUCUUUCUCUCCUUGGCUCAGUCUUUGCUCUCUGCUACUGGUGCGUGAUGACGGCGUGCAUCUUGAUUUCUUCAGUACGCUGUGCUGCCUGGUCGCAGUCUGUUUGACCUCUCUAUCUCUCUCUCCCUCUCCUUCUGUUCCCCCUCUUUCUUUACAUCUCUGAUGAAGUGACGCUUGUAACAUUUCGCUGCAGGAUUACCGCACGUGACCUGACCAACGCAUUAGAAAGGCAUUAGUUUGAAUGGUGUAACUAAACUAUGGAAUCAGUA
Messenger RNA from Sycon ciliatum, 1844 nucleotides. Its product is annotated as ran-specific GTPase-activating protein-like. The record is from RefSeq and is a predicted model, not a curated record. Gene Ontology annotation, biological process: nucleocytoplasmic transport. Lineage: Eukaryota; Metazoa; Porifera; Calcarea; Leucosolenida; Sycettidae. Gene Ontology annotation, molecular function: GTPase activator activity. The coding region runs from base 169 to 903 and encodes 244 amino acids. Gene Ontology annotation, cellular component: cytoplasm; nuclear pore. The transcript is spliced from 5 exons.